CCUGGUUCAGACCACCAUCUCAAUGCAUAUCUCAGGCACUCGGCUCUCUGCAGAGGAGGACAUUACUCAUCAAGCAGCCUACCUCCACCUGACUUAACUCACCUGCCUCACUGCCCUCAACAGAAUUACCCAGAGGUCAGAUAACUAACUGGAGGAGACGUUAUUCAUUCACUCACCACCACCCAACUGUCCACCAACUAGUUCAGCCAUUCUGGGAUCAACAGUACCCGAGUUACUACCAACUUGCAACCCAACAUUUUUUAAGAUAUCAGUAAAUGUUGGCCAAAAGGUCACCAAAGUUUAACCUGGCCUCUUAAUAACACCAAACUCUGCUGUGUGCUGCAAAAAAUCCACUUUGAGUCACCACAGUUAUAGAAAUAAUAAAGUGUAAAGGUCAUCCAAAGAUCACAGAGAGCGUAAAAAGAAUGGCCAACACACAAAGCAAACAUAAAUUCAAUAACUAUGCAAGGCUGAAGAAAAACACACUAAAUGUAAAACUCAAGGACACGACAUCAAUGACUGAACAGAACAUGACUUAAUACCGAAGCUACCAAACUGUAAAAACAUAACCCAAAAGUGAAAACCAAGGUGACAAAGUUCAGUCAAAUAAUUCACAGGGAGAACACAGUUUAUAUAGAUAUUUAACAACAUGCUGUCUGUGUGUGUGUGUGUCUGUGCCCCCGAGGGAUACAUGAAAUGAUUCAGUCUUUCCUUUCGAAUAGAGGAACUGAAACCUUUUAGGACAGCUAGGCUCAUUUCACAAAUUCUCUCAUCACAUCCCCCCACUGGAUCUAAAUGCUUUUCUUCUGAUGCUUUUUCAUUUUACUGUCACAAACGAGUUCACAGGAGGACAGCACAGCCCGUCUCCGUUUACCCUGCUGCAGCCAUGGCCGAGCAGAAGUGUCCUGAGGGGAAAACGUGGGACAUCCUCCUCAGGGACUGUUUCAAAAUGAAGUCGAUAGCCAACCGUAAGCUUCACCCACCGACAGAGCCCAUUCUGACCGUCGUGGACCCGAUCACAGCGAGACUCAGCCCCGCCAGGUCAACCGGUCCACCAGAUGGGCUGGUGCUGAGUCAGACUCUGUGGAUCUCCGUGAUCCUGGUCACUCUGGGGUCCGUCUUGGCUCUGACCCUUUGGUUUGUCAUAUUCAGACGGCAGACCAAAGCCCACAAAGACCUUGGCCCUGAACAAGAGGUUCUUCAGAAAGCAGAAGCAAAAGCCACGUUUUACCUGCCAGACAGAAAGGUCCCUCAGAGAGCAGAAAAUGGCCCCACAUCCUGCCAUCAGAUGCACCAGGGAGCCCAAAUGGAUCCAAAGUGGGAGGACGGCUUCAGCGUUUGCAGCGACCCCGCAAAGCAUGGCGCUGAAGAGGAAAACGGAGGGCUGCCUGCGUGCAGCACCGUGGCAGACCACAGAGUCCCACUUCCUGCCACAGAGCUGGGAGGCACUGCGUUAGUUACAACUAAAACUGUGUAGAUUUGUGUAAGCCGCAUCUGUGCCUUGUUUUUCAAAUGUUGUGGGAGACAUGUAUUUAGUGUCACAUAAUUUAGACUCAAUUCCUCGACGAAAAGCAAGAAUUUGUGUAGCAUCUGAAGCUUUAGGGGGUGUAAUUGUAGAGGUAAGGAUGCCCUUGGGUUUCCCCAAACGAUCAAACUCUGAAUAUGUGUUAGUCAUGUUUUAAAGUCUCUUGAGAUUUUAUGUUAUUCGUCAUAAUUUCAUGCUUUUUGUUUUAAUAAUCUGAAUCGUUUAUCACUUUCUAUAUUUCUGUAAUGCUUGUAUUUCAGUGUGUCAAAACCGCUGCAGCCUGUGUAAAACCUGCUUAUUAAAAUAUUCACGGAACAUAAAA
This is a messenger RNA of Fundulus heteroclitus (mummichog), 1847 nucleotides long. RefSeq lists its product as uncharacterized. Bases 887 to 1477 code for a protein of 196 amino acids. NCBI's taxonomy places the organism in Eukaryota, Metazoa, Chordata, Actinopteri, Cyprinodontiformes, Fundulidae. The transcript has 3 exons. The record is from RefSeq and is a predicted model, not a curated record.